UUUUUAGCUUUGUGUCCUUGUAGUUAUAAAAUCAAUAUUGUUUAAACGUUUGGUAGUUACUGAUCAUACAUGGUAGUUUUUCAACGUCAUCAUCACUUUAUGGUUCAACGAUCUCUCUCAUUGUGUUGCACGGUUCAGCGAUCUCUCCUGUCAUCUUCUCUGGUUUAAGUAACGACAGACUAAAUUUGAACUUUUUGGAAAAACUUUUCUUCAAGUGUGUGAAAAAAAUUCAUAUUUACGGUUGAGUGGGUUUUGUCGUGGAUGAAUGGUUUUGUGCAGGUCAUAAUUGGAAAGGUCACAGUUGGGUGGAUUUCUCUCACACAAAAACACUGGUCACAACUGAGUGAUCUCUUCUCUUCACUCUGGCGGAACAACGUUUGACUUCGUACACCCGCUCCGUAUUCACAUCUGCCGGACUUCUCAAGUCAGACAAACAAGUUAUGGAGCAGGAACACGCAGGGGAGAGCAAUGGACAAAUUGGCCCAACAUCUGGCAAUAGUAAAUCUGGGACUAAACCUAUGAACGGGCGUGCUGGGGGCUCUAUGGGCCCCGGAUUAGCAAUGAAAAUACCUGGAAAACAGCCCCCAAGGGCCGCUUCAGCCCCGAAGAAGUCUCGACCGAUAAAAUCUAACGGAACGGGCAACAAGGAAGGUCAAAGUUCAGUGACUCUAAAUCUUCCAAACGGAGGAAAUAACAAUCAUACGGCACCGAAAAGUGCAAGAGACGGAAGAAGAGCUCAGAAAGAAGACAAAAAUCGUCUCAGCACUUCACCGGGAAGUUCGAGCACUGGCAAGGUUAAAAGUCGAGGGAGUUCUCGGAAUAAUUCUGCUUCACCUGUCGGACGGAUGGAUAGCGGGGACGCUCUGAGACCUGAACAGCAACGGCAAUCAACAUCUCAAAAUGAAGGCGGUCUCCCUCUUACUGAUGUAGAAGUCACAACACAAAACCUCAAACAACUGUUGCAACUUGGAAACCCUAGCAGAAUCGUGUAUAGCCGGAUUCAACUUCUCAAUAUUUCUGAAAAUCCUUCAUCAAGACAUCGACCCGACUGCCUGGAAGAAAGUUUCAAUGCCUCAAACGGACGAUGGGAUCCUGAGAACUGGCAUCGCUCACUGACAUCACCCGUGCCUACCCCAACACCCGGGACUGCUGGAACGGAAAAAGUUCGGAAAUUCUCAUUUUCAGAGAGUCGAGACAGAUUUCCUGACGAUGCCCCAGGCCAGGGAGGCGGAGGAAUAAUACUUGGUCCGCAGAGACGCAGCUUUCAAGAUGGUUGUCAUGUGACCAAUUCUACCACUUCACGGUUGAGUAAACAUCAUCUUCCAAGUCCAACUGAGCGCCAUGGUCGUCCACGUCUCGUUCUUCGACAGCGAUCCGAAACUGGGGGAGUUGACUAUGAAGGUUCCACUCCACCGAGUUUGCGACAAAUUGAGUCCGCAAGUAUUUCCAGGGCUUCGGAAGAGUUUGACUGGGACAGAAGAGGGGAGGGUCGCUUCAGAGGUGAUCGAGACCUGAGUGACCUUCGACCUGAACCCAGGGGUCGGGGUCAUCGAGAGUUACCAAGGGAUCUGCAUGAGCUCAGAAGUGAAUACGCAAGAGAUCACAGAGAUGGGGAUUACAGAGACAGAGAAUACAGAGAGAGAAAAUUUUCACAUUCUCGAGAUUUCAACAGCAGUAACUCCUGGUACCAGUCACAACAGAGGGAUAGACGAGAAAGAAAAUAUUCAAACCAUGAACCGGAACCGGAAUGGUACACUGCUGGUCCUACCAGUCAAUUUGAUACCAUUGAGCUGGCAGGUUUUGAGGAAGACACACCAGCGGCUGCUUCAGAUUUCAGUUCUUGGGGAGGGGAAAUACCCAUGGAGGAUUUAGAUGAGGGAGGAAAUAAGAAAGAAAAAAAACAAGACGAUGGCGAAGAGCUAGAGAAAGGUUUGGAAGGCAAUCAGAAAGCAGAAAAUGAAGAUAAAGGACAACAGCUAGAUGGUGCUAAAGAUCAAGGUUCGGAAUUGGAAGGGAAUAAUAUGGACCAAAAGGAGUUGGAAGAGAAGAAAUUGGCGGAUCUGGAUUUCAAUGAUUUGCUUGGAAUACCAGGAUUUUCAACUGUUAUGGAACAAAUUUUGAAGGAAAAUUCAGUGUCAGUCAGCCCUCGUGUGGAUGAAGUAUCAGCCGAACCUCAACCACAAGCUGGCCAUAAUGCACAGCAAGCGUCAUCGUCGUCGAGUCGAUUCAGCCAAUGGUUUCAGAGAGAUCAGAAUUUGAAAGAGAACGGAAGUGGAGGAUCUACUCCUCAUGAAGAACUUGAAAGUUUGGCAGAGAUUGCAGCUGAACGAGGUCUGGCUUCACCUGUGGAUGUUGAGUCUAAACAACAACAACCAAUAAAGGCCGACAUUAUGAAACUUCUCACUCAGAGUAAGUCUGGGAAUUCAUCUCCGAAAACUGAUAUGUUAUCGAUCGAACAACAACAGGAAUUAGCGAGAAAGUUACUCAUGCAACAGAUGAAAUCUGGGGCUGUCAUGAGCGUAGCAGAGCUGGAAGCGAAGGCUGGGGCUCGUCAGUCGCCUUCACAAACUUAUGGUGGAGUGGAUGUGCAGAACACGGAUGCCUUCAAUAAACUUGUUGCCUCUAUCAGAGAGAAGGAUAAAAUCAGACAAAGACAACAACUCUUGGCUCAACAACAACAACAGCAAGCUGCAUUGAAUCAAUUUCAAAUGAAGCAAAAUCUGGGCAUUCCCGGAGGGCGUAUCCCAUCCCCCGAAGAACUGGCGGCUCAUACUCAGAACAUCUUCCAACAGGCUUUGAUCAAGAAACAACUAGAAAAGCAGAAAGAUGCAUACAGAGAGAAAGUCAGACAAAUAGAACAACAACGUCGGGAAGAGCAACUUCGUGAAGCGAUACGAUCGGCUGAUGCCAAGAUUCAAGAAAGCAAACAAAUGAAUAAAAGCCUUGCAUUCAUGCCAACAUCAGUGAUGCGUAAAAUGCAAGAAGGUCGUGACAGCAAGCAAUCCCAACAAGACGAUGUCAUGGGAGCUGAAGCUGACGACUUGGCGUCCGCAACUGCUUCGUUCUCUGCAAAACUUGCUGCCAACAGCGGAAAGAAAGUUGAUCAGCCGGCAAAUGACUUACUCGCAAGAAUUUAUCAAAGUGCCAGCAUGAAUCCGUCUAAACAACAAAGUAAUCCAGGACUUCGACGCAACGCCAGUUUCCCGGAAGUUUUAUUAGAAGCGAACAAGCAUGGCCGAAGUAGUGCUUUCCACCAGCCUGCAAGACAAGGAAUGGCGGCAAAUAGUAUGGAUUUGAGCAAGAUAAGUGGUUCUAAUGAUCAAGAAAGAAUUAGAAACUUACUUGAAAUGCAGAGUGCAGCCUUGCUGAAUAAGCAGAUGCCUAAGCCUACAGCGCUGAAACAGCAGCCUAAUAGCCUUGCUGCUGAUAUUUACAACAACAAUAUGCUCAAGGCUGAAAAUCAGCAAAACUUUGCUGGUGCAGCGAAGCCUGACCCUGCUGCUGUUGACAAGCAUGAGCCUGACAUGUCAGAGCUUAAAAAUCAGCACGAAGUAGCCUUGCUGACACAAUUUGUGUUGAAUAAAUUUGGCAUAAACGAGGACCAGCUCAGCAGGCUCAACUCCCAGCAGCAGCAGGCUGUCGUCAACAUUGUUCAGGAACAGUAUUACCAUCUUCAGGUCCAGAAACAGAGACUUCUUUUGGAGAAGAAAUCGCCCAAAGAUCCGAACAACCCCAUGAGAAUCAAACAAGGAGAUCUACCCCCAACGAGUGUCACGAAAAACGACAUGAAAAAGCCGGAACCGCAACAAAUUGACCCCCGGACCACCUCACAACAGGGGUCAGCUUUACCUAAAUCUUCCACUGCUCAAGUACCAAGUUCACAAGGGGUUAAAUUCCCCCAACAACCCCCAAAUACGCUCCCUGGAAUGACCCAUGGUAUGCCGGGUCUAAUUCCAACCACAAACCCACAAUUGCACCCACUUCAACUUCGCACUCUGGUCCCCCCACCCAUGCAAUUUUUACCCCCACCCAUGGCACGGGGCCCAACUAUGAUCCCCACAAUUCUCCCCCCUCAGACCCACAUGCAAGGACGUAUCAUGCCCCCACCCCCACCCCCGAAUGUUCCGUUAGCAUCCCCACUGGGCCCCCCUUACCAAGCAGCAGCCUUGAUGCACAUGCAAAUCUACCAACAACAGCAGCACAGAGCCUUGCUGGCAGCAGCAGCCCUACAGCAGCAGCAGCAGUUACAGGCUCAGGCUAUUCAUGCAGCAGCAAGACAACAACAACAAAAUAUGAGAGACAACCGGGGCGGUGCUGAUUUCUCCAAUCCCCUUGAGAAAUGGUUUGGGCGUGAUGUUCUCAGCCAAUCACAUAUGCCUGCUCCCGUUUUAAACCAAUCACAAAUCCAGAAUUUUGGACAACGCCCGAUGACCUUGAGUGACAUUGAGAGAAUCAAUCCGUCGAACCAAAAACAGGAAUAAAGAUUUCACACAUAACUGCCAAACGCUACCGAUACUUCGCUAUGGCCGAUACUCCAACUCCCACGAACUUGAAAAAAAACAAACUGAACUACGCCCUUUAGUGGCAAAUCAUGUAUAUAGAAUUACUUUUUAUAUUAUAUUACAAUGUAGCGUGUGUGCGUGUUGGUGUUUUUUUAUUAUUUUUCGUGAUUUCAAUUUUCUAAAUAUUUCCAUUGGUUUGGUUUUUGACCAAACUUUUCCAAUAUCAAAAUGUGAUUUGUGAUCCGGAAAUAGAAUUUGAGUCAUACAUACACAAAACAUUGAAACGCAGUCAUAUCACGACACGUUCUUUGAGGAGAGCGAAGUAGAUUGCAAAUCACUCAACAGCGUUCUGUUACCUAUUAUGGAUGAAAAUUAUCAAUUCUGACAACUUCGUGACAUUUCAUUGAGGAAAGGAAAGUUGAUCAGGUUAAGCAACAUGAAUCUGGUCAACCUUAUACACUUAACCACGAUCAGAUUAAAAUCUGGCAUCAGUACUUGGAGAAAAAUUGAAAUCUGGCAACAGUGACUUCAAAAAUUAAUAUCUGGUAGCUACAACUGCAAAAACAAAGAAAUCUGGCAACAGAACCUGCAAAAACAAUGAAAUCUGGCAACAGCCUGCAAAUGAAAAUUUGAGUAAAAUGUUAAGUCACAUACACCAUAACAUUGACUAAACGUUAUACCUAGAUAACUAUAUGGUUUAGAAAGUUAUUUUGGGUAGUUGUGUUGAGAGUUUAUAACUUUGUAAAUAUAUUAUUAAUCCAUCCAGGGCAAAAUAUGAGGGGUUAGGCUGCAAGUUGUUCCUUGCAAGAAUUCUGUGUAUUUUCGGUUGAUUUUGAAACUGGAUGUCGAAAUUUUCAAACAUUGAUUGAAAUCUUGAAAAAUCGAUCGAAUAUUUCAUCAGAACCAGAAUUAGUAAUUAUUUCCUCCUGAAAUCAAAAAGGAUUCAAAACAAAGUUCCAUCCUAUGACACAAGUACAGAUAUUAUGAUAAAACAAUGCAAAGCUUUGUCACCAGCUGUAAUGUGUUUUAUAGUUCUUCCAUAAAACGUUUCGGAAAUAUAAUCUUGAUGCCAUUUUUGAUAUUUUAAACUUGUGGCCAUCAAGCUUUGGAAAUUAUGAUAGAAUUUCACGGCGUUUGACUUUUGACAGCCUCUUCCAUAUAAUGGACUGGUUACUGGAUGAUAGGGUAUGGUUCGGACGUCUUAUGGACUUUCCCUUGGAUAAAUAGAGAAAUCCUGUCUUAUGAUACUAGUUUUACAGAGUUUGCUUAAGACAAAAUUCCUAGCUCUUUUGACCACCAUCUGUUGUGUAUUUGUAUAUGUGAGCCAAAUUGAGUUAAUGUCUCAUAAAUUAAAUUUGAAUACUUUUCAGAAACAUGACUUCCAGACUGUUUUAAUUAUUUUGAAAUUACUUAUAUUCCCAGAGAGAUGCAAUAUUGCACAGCCUUUGACUUGUGACGCGCCUCCCAUAUGAUGGUCAUAUAAUGAUAACUGGUCAAGCUGUCUUAUCGACUUUCCUAAUUUUAUAAAAUAAUUUGAUAUAAAUUUCAGAGAAUACUGCCAUUUCAAUAUUUAAAAUCGUGAGCCAAUCACACUUCUGUGAUUUUCAUGGAACUGGCUAAUUUCCUUAUACGCUGUAAGAUAUGAUAUUGCCUCCCUUCUGUCUCUUAUAUUAAUGGAUUGACCCAUGUUCUAUGUUGCAUGCCUCACCUCUUUAUAUUUUGCCCUGGUAAUCCACCUUUUGUACAUAGAUCACCUCAUGUUUUUUGCUUGACUGUGAAUUUUUGUGCACGGUUAUUUUUCUCGUCACCCCGUUUUGUGGUCAGUACUUGUUUUUGGUUGAACAGAUACCCAGCAUUGGAGUCUGCAACUGCUUAAUGAAUAUUACUGAUAGGUUGCGAGCCAUAAUACUAAAAUUAUGAAUCAUAUAAAACAAGGCAAGAAUUGUUAUUUCAUUGUUGAAAAUUUCACAAACCUGCAAUUUUGAAAAAUGAAAUAUUCACAUUUCUCCAUAGGAAAAUCUUAUUUCCAAAAGCAACGAUUUUAGAAUUUGUUUUGAACUAACUGUAAGUUCUCUGAUUUGAUUUUUAUUAUAUAAAAGAGGCAUCACAACACACUUUGGUGCCUAUUGGACCUUAGAUGGUGCUCAUUAGUCACCAGGGGGCGCUCACUAGUCACUGGGUGUUGCUUAUCUGUAUGAGCGGCACUUCAGGAUUUGAACCAAUUUUUAUUUACCAAAUUGGCCUCUAGUUGGCAGUCAACUUCAAUUCUACAAUGAAUUGCCUCCCCAUUCACAUGUUUCUGACCAAAGCAUUUACUGACCCUCUGUACAUAGUUGUGUAGCAAGGCCUGCCUGUAGAAAUUUUUGCUUUUUCACUAUUUUCUCCGUUUAUUUUUUCUAUUUUGUGUAUCUUUUUUGUUAUCGCCAAAUUUCUUUUGACAUUGUUUUUUUUUCUGAUAUAUCUGGUUUCAAUGUGAAAUAAUUUUUUCUUCCCGAUGUUUUUUUUCGGGGAGUGUUUUUCUGACUAUUCAAAAAAAAUUGGUUUCUUCAAGCUCUACAGAAAAACUUCUUUUUGUCGACAUCUUUUUUUUUUGAAAAUCACUGAAUAACACGUUUAAUUGGAACUGUUGUUGGAUUUUUGCUAAAAUUUUGGAAGAACUCGGGAAUUUGAUCGAGUUUUUGAACAAUAACUUAGCGUCCAAAUUUUGUUUUUUUUUUGACAAAUUUAAAAAAAUUUCCUUCAAAUAUCAUAUAUGACAAAUUAAGUUGAAUAAAUAUGACAAAAAUUAAAAAAACAGUUUUCCUAAAUUUUCACAAAGUUUCUGAAUUUUCAUCACAAAAAUAAAAAGUUCCGUAACUGUUGUCAUUUUUGAGGUGUUUUUGUAAAUAAUUUUUGUUUGUUUUUGAUUAUAUUUUGUUAUUAUGAUUUUGAAGGUCAUCCUAUUGAUUCAAGGUCAUUUCCUCCGACCUUGAGAGGAAAAUUGCUAAUUAAGUUCAUAUUCUAAUUAUUUGCGAAUUUCCGAAAUAUUUACAUGAUUCGUCAUUACAAAAUGAAAAAUUUAAAAAAUUUCUAUUUUUGCGACAUUUUUAGAAAAACACAAGUGAAAGUUCUUGGUUUUUAUGUUUUUCGUAAAAAAUAUCGAAUAUUCGGGAGUUAUCUAUAAAUUUUAAUACACUUUUAGUUUUGCACUGUGAAUUUUUCCGUUUAUAAUGUAAAUAACCCGCUGAGUACCGAGUACUAGUGUCACAAAAACAUAAAAAGCAAAAAAAAAAAUCGAAAAAAUGUAAAUAAAUUUUGUGUGUGUUUUUAACUGUCGAAAAAUUUCAGUAAAUUGGUUUAUUUUUUGUGUAAUUCUUGUACAUCUACUGAAUUACCAUUAAGAAAUACAAUUUGCUGUUUUUUUAAAUAGCUCAUGCUCUAUAUAAACUCUGAAGUAGGCAAAAACUGCAUUGCUACAGAGUUGGUUAUCUGUAAAUAAUGUACAUAGCGUUUCUUUGCAAUAUAUUUUAGUUGCUAUGGCAACUUUUGUCGCCCCUGGCAACUGAACGUGUGAGUUUCUUUGGCUAUAUUUUUAUGUAUGUUGCCAUGGUGAUAACGGUAGCCUGGUAACCUGUCAAUUACCGUUGCCAUGGUGACAUCGUACCAUAGCAACCAGUCUUUGUUGUGGUAAUGAUUUGCCAUGGUAACCCGUUUAAUUACUGUAUAUUUCCAAAUUUGUAGUUCAAUUAUAUCAUCAUAAUUUCUUAUCAAUGCUUUCGUCAUGGUAACGUUUGUUCCAUCAUAAUUAAUAUUUCUAUGUCGUAAUGGUAGUUGUAAGCUGGGCCCAAAAACGGAAGAAACUUUUUUGGCCAUAGUCUUAUUUUUGAGAUGGAAUUAAAAAAUGUGAUGUCAUAUUAUUAGACUGUGACAUCACAAUACUGUAUCAAGGCUUGAAGGGGCUUACCCCUCCCAGUAAAUACAACCUCUACUAUAGUGUCAAGGGCCCAGCUUCAAUGUAAAUAUUGUUGUAUAUAGACUUUGUUGUAAAUACUAUUUUAAAAAUGUGGAUUUCCCGGAACCCUCACGGCUUGCAAGCUUGAAUAAAUUCGACCCUGCGACAUGAAAAUCUCAUAUUUACCUUUUUUUUUAAAUAUCACCCCAACAGACUCUCAGAUAUGUUCAAAAAUUUACAUCCCAGUUACUAACUUCUCAAAAAAAAAGAUUCAAAAAAAAAAUAUAUUUUGCACUUUUUCAAUUUUAAAUUCAACUCCCAAGAUUUUUCGAAUUCCAGAUUAAUUCGAAAAUUUCUACAAAUGACAAUUCAAUUCUUCAAUGAGGUCUUGUAAUGCUGUGAAGGGUAAAUCAAUACACUAGAAUGGGGGUGAACCAGCUUUUUAUGUGACGUUUCCACUAUGAACAAGGCCUAUCACAAGCAGCCAUUGAAAAAUAUUGAGCCACCAAACACUAGUCCCGGACAUUACCAUUCAUAUACCAGUGAUGGGUAAAAUUCCCUGCACCCCAGGUAAUAAGCCAAAAUUGAGUCCCAAUCGAGUCGAUCACUGAGUCAAGUCUCACUGGCGGUUUCUUGAUAAGUGCCAUUUUAUUUAGAUGAUUCAAGGACCACAAGUUCAGCCAAUGUUAAAUUCGACACUAUUAUAGCGAAUGCGAUUAGUAUCGUCACAGUAAAUUUUGCAAAAAAUUCAUUGCUUGCAUCGUGCAUAGUCCAAGUUCGUCAGUUAUAUUGACCUGGUAAACUUCUAAUAUGUGGAAUAUGAUUAUGCUCUUUGUUUUUGAAAAAUAACACGAUCACAGAAAAGCCAACAACUAUUUAGAAUUAUGGUGAAUCAUCAUACACCAGUAAAUACUGAUUUGAGACUAGCAAAAGUUCCUGAAUUUUUGUUAUGCAGAACGAGAUGCAUUAGAUUGGUUAUGGCUUUUCCGACCCCGUAUCCGCCAACCCCACCCUAGUGUUCCCAUAUCUGUUUUUUUCACUCCAUUCUAGUGUUCCUAUAUAUCAAUUUGUUGUAAAUAGUCGUGGUGUGGACCUAUCAUUAAUAUUGUACAUAAUAUGUCUAGUGUACCCGUUGUAGAUGUCCUCCCUUUAGGGAAUUCCCUUCAUUGUUUUAUUAAAAGUGAGGAGGACAUCUCAUCUGGUUUGUGUAUAUACAUAGUGUCGUAAGAUUGUGUGGAGACUGAGCACAUAUGAGAAUCGAAUGCUUUUUCAUAAAUAAAUAACUCUCCCCCUACUCUCCCAAAAAAAGUUGUUUUAAAAAAAUCCAAAAUGAUAAUAUUUUUUCUCCUAAUCAAACCAUACAGUUUGAACUGCCGAAGUUAGUAUUUUUCUGGUGAUUUUCAGUUGUGCAGAUAAUGAAACUAAAAUUUCAAGCAUUUUCAGAAAGCUGUUUUUAAAUAUCUAAGUUGCACUGAUAGCCCACUGGCAUUUACUACUCUGCACUGAGAGAACUGGGCAAUGUGUUGUCAUCAUGCUACAAAUGACAUCAUAAUAUGAAAUGAUGUCACAAUGAGGAAUGGCAUCCCAAUUCAUAAAUACGGUGGAUCCCCCAAAACCUCCCCCCUUUUCUUCCUCUGUGCUUGGUCUCUUCAUUGUGAUAUUGCGUGGUCGUUUUUGUACAGAAAUUAUAGUUCAAAAAAAAUUUGGUGGAAAAUUAGGUAUCCAAGGACCAAACAUGGUUAUUGCAUAACUUAUCUUGUGUUAUGUAAUUCUUAUGUUUGGGCCGAGGAUAAUAUGGAUGAAACUGAUAUGGAAGAGUAAAAUUAACUUGCUUUUGAAUGUUUGUUCAAUUACAUAUGAAAGCACGUUAAUUUAACUGGUUUCUUUGUAUUGGAGAGGAGAUUUCAUAAAAUUCGGAAUAAAAAUACAGUCUAAGAAUUUC
This is a messenger RNA of Styela clava, 10375 nucleotides long. The record is from RefSeq and is a predicted model, not a curated record. NCBI's taxonomy places the organism in Eukaryota, Metazoa, Chordata, Ascidiacea, Stolidobranchia, Styelidae.